UAUCAGACGGUAUCGAUAAGUGUGCGGUCACACUGCGGAUCUCCGCCAUUUUAUAGCUGAAAAUUUUCGCAAAGAAUAAAGUUGUGUAUACAUAAGUAGAAUGUACAUUUUUGUGAGAAGAAUACAUUUUUACGGUGAAAAGCAAGGCAAUUAAGAAGUUAAUUUCAACUAAGCGAGAUUUCCAGCGCUAGUGCGAGCAUACGGGCCGCGCGCCGGCUGCUCCGGCUUGAAAAGACGACUGUACGAAGCGCGUGUGCGAGAAAGUGGAAAAGUGCAGCAAACACUGAUACGAAUUAGGUCGAUACUAAAUUAGGCGCAGCUCGCGGAAACCAUGGCUGAUGUGGUCUUGGACUUGUACGCCGAAGACCUGGACAAGGACUUUGCCGGCCAGUCUCAGGACGAAUUCGGAGGCGACGGUGUUGAUCUCUACGAUGACAUUGGCGGACCCACCGAGGCGGCUGCCUCUGGGGGCGGGGGCGGCGGCACGCCCUCGGCAGAUGGCGCAGCCGGUCCAGGCUCAGGGGACUCUGCAUCGAGCGGAGGCGGCGGUCCCAACGGAGUUUACCAUCAGGGCGGUGGUAGCUUAACUCCGACCAUGAACCGCCGCUACCAGCUAUACGUGGGCAAUCUCACCUGGUGGACAACGGACCAAGACAUCUCCAAUGCUUUGAGGGAUAUUGGAGUCAACGACUUACAGGAGGUGAAGUUCUUUGAGAAUCGUGCAAACGGACAGUCCAAAGGUUUCAGUGUCAUAUCGCUGGGCACGGAAUCCAGCUUGAGAGCCGUUUUGGAUCAACUGCCAAAGAAGGAGAUGCACGGUCAGGCGCCGGUGGUCACGUACCCCAGCAAGCAAGCCCUAACGCAAUUUGAGAGUCUGCAAAAAACGAGACCCGUACCGCCGCCGCAGCAAAAUGGUCCGCCCCGCGGUCCAGCUCCGCCCAAUAUGGGUGGCGGUCCCAUGCCCCCACAUCCAGGUGGCCCUCAAGGUGGUCCGCCUGGGCAUCCGCCCCGCGGCAUGAAUCCCAUAAUGGCUCCCGGCCAGUACCGACCCCAGCAUAUGUCGCAAGUCCCUCAGGUGGGACCCAACUCCGGACCGCCGAGAAUGCAGCCCCCAAUGCAUCCGCAGGGAGGUCUCAUGGGUAAUCAACAGCCACCACCCAGAUAUCCAUCAGCACAGGGCCAAUGGCCAGGUCAGAGGCCUGGCGGGCCACGACCAGGUCCACCAAACGGACCACCGCAACGACCAAUGUUCCAGGGACCCAUGGGGAUGCCUGUAAGGGGACCUCCAGGUCCGGACUGGCGCCGUCCACCCAUGCAUGGUGGCUUUCCGCCCCAGGGUCCGCCGCGUGGUCUUCCCCAAGCACCAGGGCCAGGCGGACCGCACGGAGCACCUGCACCACAUGUGAAUCCAGCUUUCUUCAACCAGCCUGGCGGUCCAAAUCAGCAUCCCGGCAUGGGCGGACCACCGCACGGCGGUCCGGGUGGUCCACAGCCAGGGAUGAAUAUGCCACCGCAACAGGGUAUGAAUAUGCCGCCGCAGCACGGGCCACCGCCACAGUUUGCACAGCACGGACCACGGGGCCCAUGGCCACCACCGCAGGGUAAGCCGCCAGGACCGUUCCCCGACCCACAAAUGGGCCCACAGCUCACGGAGGCCGAGUUUGAGGAGGUGAUGAGCAGAAACCGCACGGUCAGCAGUUCAGCAAUAGCCAGAGCUGUGUCUGAUGCCGCAGCCGGCGAAUACUCCAGCGCCAUUGAGACACUGGUCACCGCAAUUUCGCUGAUAAAACAAUCAAAAGUGGCCCACGAUGAGCGUUGUAAGAUUCUGAUCAGCUCACUGCAGGACACGCUGCACGGCAUCGAGGCGAAGAGCUAUAACCGACGCGAACGGUCGCGCUCGAGGGAGCGAUCCCACCGCAGCAGGCAGAGGCGUGAACGCUCUUCCUCGCGGUAUCGCGAACGGUCUCGUGAAAGAGAGCGCGACCGUGAUCGCGAGCGUGAAAGAGAUGGCGGCUAUCGCGAACGGUCGCGCAGCAGAGAACGAGAACGUCAGGCUCAAGAUCACUACAGGGAUGAAAGCAGCAGUCGCUCGGCUCGUCCAAGGAAGUCGCCAGAGCCCGUUGUGGCAGAAGCAGCUGAGGCGCCGUCAUCGAAGCGCUAUUACGAGGAUCGAGAACGGUAUCGCUCCUCGGAUCGGGAGCGACGCGACCGAGAUCGGGACCGCGAUCGUGAGAGGGAGCGUGAUCGCGACAGGCGGGAGGAGCAUCGGUCCAGGCAUUGACUGCUGAAGGAUGAACAGCCACGCAAGCGAAAGUAAAGAGGAGAAGGAAUUAUAAAGUAACAAAUACACAACACUCUUAUUAACAAACAAAUAAUGCCGCAAGCUUGGUGGGUGGUCAGUGGGCAGUGGCCGGCCAGCUGUACAAGCUAUACAAAUUAACAGAUUUUCAAUUUGUAUCUAACAUUACCAAUACGUAGGAUAUGAAUAUGGCAUAUAACAUAGUUUCUCCUAGACAUACUAAACAAUAAGCCGAUAUGUUGACAAGCCUCUAUACCAUCAACGACGCAUUGACUGUCUCUGGACCCUCACUCGACACAUUCUUGCAGCGACAGGAGGAGCAGAAGCAGCACUACUGUAUGGAGGAUGCUAUUGGCAGUCAUCGUGGCACAUUUUCGACACAGAUGGGCAAUGGGAUGGAUGAUCAUCACACAACUAAUCCUUCGCCGCCCUCUUCGCAGCAGAAUUUCAAUAUUAUUGUACUCUAAUAUUUCGGUUUAUUUAAUAAAACAUAUACUUAUGAAAAAAAAAAAUAAUUGUUCGACGAAACCUUACCAAAACUGUCUUGCAUUGUGUGUCUUCUUGUAUUAUAUAUAUAUAUAUAUAUUUAAACAAAAAAAAAACAAACCCACCAGCCCUUAUUAGUUAAUGAAUUUAUAAUUGUACAACAAAAUUGUAUGUAAAAUAUGCCAAAAUUAUAAUUGCACUGCUGUGUGCAAUUUUUACUGAAAUUGUUAUAUUAACAAAAUCAUUUCUGAGGCCGACUGAGGCCAAAAAUCGUCAACUUAAAUGUAUUUUCAAUGACUUUCAAUGAUUCUUUUGUUGUAAACAUUCGUCAUGCAUUUGUUUUAAUUUUUUUUUAUUUAUUUUAUACCGUACCAUACUAUAUUGUAUAUUUAAGUCGAUCAUUACCCUUUGCCUGUCUCCGAAAGUGUGUGAAUGGAGUUGUAGCUUUUAAAUCGCGACUGAUCUCAUCCGCCGAGUGCACUGUUCUGAUAGGAAACCUAGUGAAAUCAUGUUUAUAUAAGAUAAGUUGGAUGAGUGUGUAUUCCGCCCGAAGUAUAAGACUAAAUUACUCUAUAAACGAAAGCCCUGACCGCAUCUAGCAUAGCAAUACUCUACUAACGCUCGAAUCGACCUUUUAUGUAGUUCCUAACAACAGAUCUGUGUUAAAAAGUUUGCAGAUAAAAGUAAUCUAGCAUUUCAUUCGUAUUGUAUCAUCUGCGUUUUAGUUUUUGAUAUUUUUAGGUUUUACUUCUUAUUUUACUUGACAUACAUUUUGUAAACGAUAUUCAAAUAAGAUCAUGGCGCACUAACCCCUAGUUACAAACAUUUACAACACCUCUGUAAACCAGAAUGUUACGUUUACCAGUUUGAUGCACCUGUAACUCUCCCAGGGAGAGGCCUAGGCUUUAGGGAUCAAAUGUUACGAGCUUAACUGCAGAAAAACGAUGUCUUGUACAAUUUUUAAACUGUGAUAGCGAUCUUAAAUGAAAUCUAUGAAAAUUUAUACAAACGAA
Molecule: messenger RNA, 3798 nt
Organism: Drosophila pseudoobscura
Lineage: Eukaryota; Metazoa; Arthropoda; Insecta; Diptera; Drosophilidae
Gene: Cpsf6
Product: cleavage and polyadenylation specificity factor subunit 6
Exons: 7
Coding region: 332-2281 (649 amino acids)
Biological process (GO): mRNA alternative polyadenylation
Cellular component (GO): mRNA cleavage and polyadenylation specificity factor complex
Molecular function (GO): mRNA binding
Source: RefSeq, a predicted model, not a curated record